This is a messenger RNA of Penicillium atrosanguineum, 732 nucleotides long. Its product is annotated as SDR family NAD(P)-dependent oxidoreductase. NCBI's taxonomy places the organism in Eukaryota, Fungi, Ascomycota, Eurotiomycetes, Eurotiales, Aspergillaceae. The record is from RefSeq and is a predicted model, not a curated record. Gene Ontology annotation, molecular function: oxidoreductase activity. The transcript is spliced from 4 exons. Bases 1 to 732 code for a protein of 243 amino acids.
AUGGCAUCCUUUGAAGGCAAAGUGAUCGCGAUCACCGGUGCAGCCUCCGGCAUGGGCCUCGCCACUGCUAAACUGAUAGCCUCGCGCGGUGCGAUCGUAUCCCUCGCCGAUAUCAACGAGUCCGCUAUGAAGGCAGCGACCGAGUCAUUGACGGGCAGUGACAAGCACAUGUACACGGUCGUGGACGUGCGUCAUAGUCAUUCAGUUGAUGCAUGGAUCAGGUCUACUGUCGAAAAGCUGGGAAAGCUGGAUGGCGCAGUAAACAUGGCAGGAGUCAUCAGCCCGGCAAAACCGAUUACCGAGGAAACAGAUGAGACAUGGAACUUCAAUUUCGAAGUGAACGCGCGGGGCGUAUUCUUCUGUCUUAGAGCGCAGUUGAGAGCCAUGGGCGACGGAGGGAGCAUCGUUUCAGCUGCGAGUGUCUUCGGCCAAUUUGGAUCUCCUGGCGUAUCUCCGUACUGUGCCAGCAAGGCAGCUGUCAUCGGGUUAUCGAGAACCGCGGCAAAGGAGAACCAGAAGAUCCGUGUUAAUUGUGUUUCCCCCGGCUCCGUCAAUACGCCAAUGUCUCAGGGCGAAGACCCCGAAGAUGUCAAGCGUGGUUUGCAGGUCACGGCCCAGAAGCGACGGGCUGAGCCUGUCGAGGUGGCUAACGUUAUCGCAUUCUUGCUGAGCGACGAAGCAUCCUUUGUGACCGGCGCAGUCUAUAACGUUGAUGGUGGCUGGGUUUGUUAA